CCUAUUUUUCUAACAGAGCUGCACGUGGUUUUUUGAAACUUUUGACGUACAAAAUGACACGAGAUUUUAUACACUAAACGACACAACUGUCUUACACUAUGACGCUAGAUAUUUUACUAACAGUUCUACUAAUGGAAUAAAUAUAUUUGCCUUGCACAGCUUGCGCGCUCGGUCUGCACCCAUAUCUACUCUGUAGUAGAUAACGUGGGUAGAUACUGGCAGUCACAAGCUCAGGCUCAGGGUACUUAUUCUGUUGUUGGCGACACUGCAAUUACGACUUAUUUUCUCUCACCGCCGCCAGGUGCGCUGCAAUCGAUUUGGCGCGCAGCGAGUCUGCGGCCAAUUCCUGAAGUGCUACAAGGCUGCAGGUGAGCAAGGUGCCAAGGUUAGUGUGUCAUGGCGGCGGCGUGGAGUGUUCGCGCCUGCAUUUCGCAACCGGCCAGCUGAUAAUGUGUCUGUCUUCACUCCGCGGCGAUUUGCAGUCUCUACAACCAACCAGACACGACGCGGCCCUCUAGUGCUGCUGACUGCGUGAGAAGUACACUAGUAAUUUCAGGGCGGCAGGGAGGGGGCAGGCAUGGCCUCGCUAGGACGGCUGCGGCUCGGGUGGAUACACAGCUGCUCGGUGUGCCACAGUCGCGGCAUGGCGUCCAGGCUGGUGGCUGUGCCCGAGGCGCGGAGGUUCGUGCGGGAGGCCAUGGAGGCGGUGGGCACGUGCCGCGAGCACGCCACUGCCCUCGCCGACCUGCUGGUGGAGGCGGACUGCCGGGGCCACUACAGCCACGGCCUCAACCGGCUAGAGCUGUACGUGGGAGACGUGAGGAACGGCAUGUGCGCGAGCAACAACAAGCCGGCCGUGCUGAAGGAGUCGCCGUCCACGGCCUGGGUGGACGGCAACAACUCCCUGGGCGCCGUCGUCGGCAACUACUGCAUGCAGCUGGCCAUGGACAAGGCGCGCGCCACGGGCGUCGGCUGGGUCUCCGCCAAGGGUAGCAAUCAUUUUGGCAUCGCUGGGUGGUAUACAAUGAUGGCGGCUAAGCAAGGAUUGAUAGGGAUGAGCUUCACCAACACAUCUCCUCUGUUGAGUCCAACCAGAUCAAAAUCAGCUGCCCUCGGCACGAACCCAAUCUCCGUGGCCGCCCCGGCCAGCCAGGGUGACAGCUUCGUGCUCGACAUGGCGACUACCGCAGUGGCAGUCGGCAAGAUAGAAAUGCAGAUGAGGAAGGAGGAGCCGAUCCCGGAGGGCUGGGCCCAGGGACCCGACGGCCGGCCCACCACGGACGCAGAGCUGGCCUUCGACACGGGCUGCCUGAUGCCGCUCGGCGGAGAAGAACACACCUCCGGCUACAAGGGCUACGGCCUGGCGUUGGCCGUCGAGACCUUCUGCGGCAUCCUGUCCGGCGCGCUGUACGGCCAGCACGUGCGCACGUGGAAGACCACGGGCAGCGCCACGGUGGCCGACCUGGGCCACUGCUUCGUCGCGGUCGACCCGGGCUGCUUCGCCCCCGGCUUCCAGGACCGCAUGAGCGACAUGCUGCAGCACCUCAGGGGGAUGGAGGCGGCUGACCCGUCGAAACCCGUGUUGGCCCCGGGAGACCCGGAGAGGAUUCACACCCGGCUGGUGGAAGAGCAGGGCGGCAUACCGUAUCACGAGAACCAGAUCAAAGCUGCGGUGGAGUUGGCCAAAACAAUUAAGAUUCAGCCUCUGAAAACAAAAUAAUGCCAAAUCAAUGGGUUAUAACAAUCAUCAAUUUAAAAUUUAUUUCUCCUGUCAUGAAAAAAUGGUUUGAAUUAUUUUUAGAAAACUGUAUACUGUUUAUCAUGUUACAGCGAGAUUAUUAAUAUUGAAGAAAUAAGAAAGAAAGUGUUUUAAACAGUGUGUUGUGAAAAGGCCAGUAUUGAUUACUUGCUUUUAGAUGGUGAAUUGAUAGUAUACAUUGUUCAUACUACAAAUGCAGUUGCUUUAACAAGUAAACACUAUGUAAUAUCAUUUUUUAAAAAAAUAACAUCUGCUUCAUCUACUUCUUUGUAGAUGACGAGAAAGAAAUAUUGUAUUUAGAAGAAAUGCUACCUGAAACCCUAAGGGGGUGUGUUUUAUUUUAAAUUGUUGAUAAAUAAAACAACUUAUAACUA
This is a messenger RNA of Bacillus rossius redtenbacheri, 2133 nucleotides long. RefSeq lists its product as uncharacterized. NCBI's taxonomy places the organism in Eukaryota, Metazoa, Arthropoda, Insecta, Phasmatodea, Bacillidae. The record is from RefSeq and is a predicted model, not a curated record. Bases 578 to 1720 code for a protein of 380 amino acids. Gene Ontology annotation, molecular function: oxidoreductase activity. The transcript has 10 exons.